AUGACCAUAGAAACAGCCUACCGGGAGGACGACUCUGCUUCGAUCAGCAGCGAGGGUCCUGCUGAGGGAUGCGAAGACGAUCGUUGCGGUGGCGCUCAACCACCAAUUUGGCAUUGCGUGGACUGCGAUAGCUCGUAUUGUAGCGACUGCUGGCCUCGUCAAGGACCUCAUCGUCCGAAGAAGAAAGGUCGAGAUGGUAUGGUCCACCAAAAGGAAAACCCUUUUGUCGUCCGACGACUCAAAGCUAUUCUCAACCCAACUAGGAAGGCCGAGGAGAUCCAAAAAUUGCACGAGCAGGAUGCCUCAACGAAAUGGUUCGGUGUGGCUCGGGAUCUCACUGGAAGACCGAAUUUCGAGGAUUAUGGCCGCUAUGCCUCGCUGAUGUCCACCAUAUCGCCCAUCGGCGAAAACGGCAUGACCAACCGUUACCCGCAGCUCGUUUCCUUCAUCGGCGUAACCAAUGCUGGCAAAUCAACACUGAUCAAGAUGCUGGUCAAUCAUGAUGCUGAUAGUGUCAGUCUGGAAAACCGAGCGUUAUUCCCGUCACCCGUUGUUGGUAGCGUUGUCAAUGAUACGCUACCCACGUCAGGAGACGUUCAUUUGUAUGCCGAUCCGGCUACACAUGCAGAGCAGCUGCCGAUCCUGUACGCCGACUGCGAAGGUUUUGAGGGCGGCGAAAGGACACCACUUGGAGCCCGAGCAAGACGACGAGCUCGAUCAGAUCCUUCCAGUGAGAGUUCGGAGCGGCCCGGGAAUGUGUACUCGAGAUCGAUAGAGUGGGCGAACACUGAAGAACAGCGACAGAGGGAGUACGCCGUGACGGCAUUGUAUCCGAGGUUACUUUACACAUUCUCCGAUUGUGUAGUCUUUGUUUUGCGAAAUGCUAAGACUUUCCAGUCCGCUGUACUCACAAAGCUACUCGACUGGGGUGUGGCUGCGCUUGAGAAGUCAAUCAAUCAGCCAGCUCUACCUCACUGUAUAGUCGCGCUUAAUGGUACCGAUCCUUCAGUGGAUGAGCGUGAGUGGGACGUCGACUAUGCUACACAGAGCCUGCUAUCCUCUGUGAGAGGUGCCCUGGACUAUGUCGAGGGUGUUCCUCGAUUUCGAGAGCUCGCUGAGUACUGGAGAUCUCUUGGCAAGCACAUUUACACAGUGGAGGAUUUGAUCUUGCGGUACUAUAGCUCAUUCAAGGUCGUUCGAAUACCUAGCAAGCCUCGAUACAUGACUAUCAACGAGCAGAUUGGCAAGCUCCAUCAGAUUAUCAAGACGAACUGCGAGGAUUCUUUCCGGACGAAGCGACGGGCAAGGAUGUUGACGAAUGCCGAUGAGCUGAAUGUCUAUCUUCAAAGCGGGUUUGACCAUUUCACGACACAUCUGAAUGUCCCCUUCAACUUCAUGCAAAUAUCACUCUUGCGAAAUCCAAUCACUAACGACUUCGGAGGCCACAUACUCCAGCUAUGCACCACGAUCAGCUCUCAGCAGACCAAACACCAGCCCGGCAAAGUUGCAGUCAUGUUUGAAAGGCUGAGCGUAAUGCUAGCAUCUUGCGUAUUGCUGGACUGUGCACGCUUCCGGAAAGGUCGCGUGGAUGAGCUGUUUGGCAAUUACGAGAAGUUCUUCGAUUAUGCCAUGUCGGAGUUUCUGGAGCUGCACUAUCCUUGCUCGUAUGUGAGCGCGGACGGGAGAAGGAAGUGUGUGCUUGUCAAAGCCCGACAUCAACCUAAGGGCCAUCAGGACAAUGAAGGUAUCAUUGCCGCUGGUGAUUAUGAGGCGGCAUUUGAUGGUAACUUUUCGCCAACAUGGAAGACUCAACUCAGAAGUGCCAUCGAAGGUAUACACAGGGACUUCUCGUAUGAAUUGGAGCAGCUGUCCCAAGUCGAAGACACACAAGCCAUACCAGAGGAGAAGAUAGCUUUAGUGCUGCAUGAAGAGCAUCUGAACCAAUUCUUCGAGCUUGUCGGCCCAGCAUCUUCCAUCUGCAGUCAUGCGACCUGCUUCUGCUGCCUGAUGGACGUACCAGAGCACCCACUACCUUGUGGACAUGUGCUUUGCACAGCGUGUAUCAAAGCUUACGGCAAGACUGCUCAUAGCGCUGUGACACUGCCAAGCUGUCCGCUGCAUCGAGCAUCUACUAAGUGGGCGAAGCCAGCGAUUAUCAAGUUCAAGCCGCCUGGCGCAGGCGUCAGAGUUCUGUCACUGGACGGUGGUGGUAUUCGAGGAAUCGUGCAACUCGAAGUACUCCGAGCUAUCGAGCAGGCCAUAGGCGGUUUCUUGCCAGUCCAGAACUUCUUCGAUCUAAUCGUGGGGACCGGCACUGGUGGCAUGCUCGGCGCAGCGCUUGCGUAUCGUGAUCGGAAUGUCGACUCUUGCAUUGAUAUGUUCUGUGCACUUUCGAACCACGCUUUCACACCUCGUCUGAGAGGUGUGCCUAUUAUAUCGAACAUCGCGAUGGCGUUUUCAUCAGGACCAAAGUACAAAACGAAGCCACUCCACGGUGCUCUCAAGACAGCAUUCGAAGACGAUGCAGAUAUGUUUGGCUCAGCAACUCGAUUCACUUCCGGCGUGCGAGUGGCAUUGACCACGACUAGUGUCACUGGUAGGGAGACAAUGUUAAUUGCUAGCUAUCGCCGACCUGAAGAUCCGACGCCUGUGUACUCGUUUGAAAGGCCACAUGAGCCAGAUAUGGAGCUCAAGGUGUGGGAAAGUGUGGCUGCGUCAAUGGCAACACCAAGCUACUUUCGCCCCUUCAAUCAUCACGCCAAGACAUAUCUUGAUGGUGGCUUGCGCUGCCCCAACCCAUCCUUCAUUGCGGACCGAGAACGGCGACUCAUAUGGCCUGAUGUAGACGAGCCGGACUUGUUUUUGUCUUUGGGCACCGGACAAAACAGAAUAUCUGUGCUCGAGAAGUUGUCCUCCCGUCCGAAGAAUGGAACCACGACCACACUUAUACCACAGCCUGGGCAGACAGCACUUGAAGCCCGCAAAGCGUCAAGAUGGCGAUCCAAGCGUGUGGACGAUGUUCUCGAUGCGGAGAUCGCGUGGGUGGAUUUCCGCAACUACGCCGUACGAGAACGUUCCGAAGCCAAAGGCCGCCGUUUUAUCCGCUUCAAUCCGGAUCUAGACCGAGAGCCACCAGCACAAGACAGCAGGAACGACAUCGAGGCAUUGCAAGUCAACGUUCGAAGACGACUUCACACGCCUCACAGGAUGGCAGCCCUGCGAAACGUCGCCCAUCGACUAGUCGCCUCCUCGUUCUACCUGGAACUUCAGUCGAAGAAUCUCGCAGAAAAGAGCGAACAGAUCUGCAUAGGCGCAAUCAAGUGUCGAUUCGAUGACGGCAGCAUGGAGAUGUGUGCCCUUGGCAGAAUCCUGGAACAGCGAAGAGUUGAUGGCUUUGAGCCGUAUUUCAUGAUCAGGCCGAUCAACGAAUCGGUGCACGACUCAUUCAUGGUACCGCUGACCAUUGAUGUGAUUCGCGGUAUGACGGACUCUGCGGUCUUCGGCCUGCCGAACAUACACAUACCGCUCCGAAAUGCUUCAAGACAAACCGCCAUCACGCUGUUCCUUACGGCUCAUGAUGGCCUUGAACCGGAUGGCUUCCCAAUAAGCGGCUUUCCUCGUGUACUCCUCGGGGAGCCUGCGAAUGCACCGGCAAAGAGACAACCACGACAGAGUUUGGACCAGUCACGAAAUCAUCGCCGGGCUAAGACGAUCGGUGACGAAGACGCUAUAUCUCUCAACGGUCCCUUUCCAGGAGGCUACGGGCGAGGAGAUCACAGCGAGGACUCCUGGCAAGAGACACAAGCCAAGAUGUCACCAGACAUGAGCCAAGAUGGCAGACUCAAGAUGUCCUUGGCCGACCUGAUCACACAGCACCAAAACACUGGCAGCAGCAUAAAGCAGCGAACCAAUCGAUUCUGGACCUACAUCGGCAACAACCACAUGGCCACGCAUCCAGAAAUGUACACAGCGGACGAACUAGCCAAAUAUGCCGGCAACAUGUCUGCGCGGCCUGCAGAACUGGACAACUCGACAAGUACCAGCUCCAUCACCCAAAACGCUGCUGAUCCAUCCCAAGCGCUCAGUCCAGCCAUGACAGAUCACAGCUUCUAUUCGACCGAGAGCGAGCCCCAGCAACAACGAGAUUCCCACCAGCAGCAGAAAGUCGAAGUCCAUGAACUCGAAGCACGGAUCCGCGACCACACGACCCAGGCAGCUCAGACGAACGAACAACCGAAAGAUUCAGCAAAGCAUCCGGAACGAUUCGGUAGCAGAGACUAUCCACAAUACACCUAUACCGCGCCACUUCCCACACGCGACCAUCGUCACGCCUUCAACCAAGCUACCCAGCACUCUGGAACUUUCUUGGUGGAACCGAGCCAAGACGAAGACGAUGGAAGCCAUUCGGCUUACAGUGGACAAGAAACAGAAGUCCAUGUCGCAGCCGCUAGAACUGUCGUUCAGGUCCCACCACCUUAUCCUGCUCAUGAUCGCGGCUUCGGACAUAGCCCGCUCGAGACAGCUAUUGAGACUAGUUUGCCCGAUUCGCAGACUGUCUCGCAGCUUGACAAAUGGUUGCAGGCGCAGCGGAGCACAGGGACUUUGCAGCGCAAGGCUGGCAGAUUACGCAUGGUGACAGAGGAGGAGGAGAGCUGA
Messenger RNA from Recurvomyces mirabilis, 4656 nucleotides. RefSeq lists its product as uncharacterized. The transcript has 7 exons. Lineage: Eukaryota; Fungi; Ascomycota; Dothideomycetes; Mycosphaerellales; Teratosphaeriaceae. Gene Ontology annotation, cellular component: membrane. The record is from RefSeq and is a predicted model, not a curated record. The coding region runs from base 1 to 4656 and encodes 1551 amino acids. Gene Ontology annotation, biological process: arachidonate metabolic process.